Molecule: messenger RNA, 621 nt
Organism: Spodoptera exigua (beet armyworm)
Lineage: Eukaryota; Metazoa; Arthropoda; Insecta; Lepidoptera; Noctuidae
Source: the annotation of a GenBank genome assembly
CUGUGAUUGCAUCCAGUCCUUUUGUAUUGAAGUUCCCUGCCCUUCAUUCUAUCACAAUGAUCUCUUUAUUCUUUAUACUCCUCGUAGCAGUGACGUAUGCAACGGCACAAGCGCAGUCUACCGCUCCUAUCCCAAUAAUUCGCUUCGAAUCAGAUGGACCAAACCCUGAUGGCUCAUAUAAAUGGCUAUAUGAGACAGGUAAUGAAAUAAACGCUGAAGAGUCAGGCUACGUGAAGAACUUCGGCCAAGGUGAAGGCAAAGAGAUACAGACAGCGGAAGGCAAGUUCAGUUAUAAAGCUCCCGACGGAUCGCUCAUUGCACUCACGUACAUUGCAGACGAAAACGGAUUUCAACCACAGGGAGAUCAUCUGCCGACUCCUCCACCAAUCCCGCCAGCGAUUGCGAAAGCCCUGGAGUACUUGAAGACCCUUCCACCUGGAAAUAACGAAGGUGCUUCAUCGAACAUCAAGCCUCAAUACCAAGCGGCACCGUUCAAGGCCAGGCCAAGAUUUUAAUAGUAAUGUAACCAAGCGUCUGAUGUUAUGUAUACGAUACUGUAACAUUUAAAAUGAGCGACUUUUGCACAUAAUCGUAAUUAAUAUGUUAAUAUAGUAAAUGUAA